AAAUAUCACAGCUGCCCAAUCUUUGUUUUGUUUACAAAAAUACGUAUUAAAAACUUAGUUUAAAAGUUUUGAUUGCAGAUUCAAAAUGAGUUUUAGAAAUUAUAAAGACAAAAUUGACGAGGGUGAUACAGUAAUUCUAUAUCUUAGCAAUAACCUGUACGCUAUAGAUGUACGACCUGAAAUAAAGAGUAAAAAAGGCGAUUUGGUUGAAAAUGUUUUCCAAACACCUUUCGGUGCUUUGAAGGUUAGAAACCUAAUCGGAACAGACUAUGGAAGCAAGGUAGAACUAUCAAAAGGUUGGGGGCAUGUGUUGCAGCCAACCCCUGAACUAUGGUCAUUGACCCUUCCACAUAGAACACAGAUCAUCUACACACCAGAUAUUAGUAUGAUAAUAUUGCAAUUGGAUUUAGUGCCAGGAUGUGUUGUUAUUGAAGCUGGAACUGGUAGUGGUUCUUUGACACAUGCACUUAUACGAAGAGUACGACCACAUGGACAUGUCUACACAUUUGAUUUCCAUGAGCACAGAGCAAAUGUAGCGAGAAAAGAGUUUGAGGAACAUGGUCUCUCCGAUUUCGUGACAGCUCAACACAGAGAUGUUCUUGAAGAUGGAUUUGGAGAAAACCUUAAAGGGAAAGCUGAUGCUGUAUUUCUCGAUCUCCCUAGUCCCUGGACGGGAGUACCUCACGUCCUCGACGCUCUGAAAGCUCAAGGUGGUCGGUUCUGCUCGUUCUCACCGUGCAUAGAGCAAGUUCAGAGGACAUGCCUAGCGUUGGAACAGCAUGGGUUCCAAGAGUUAACAACCAUGGAGGUUCUGCAGAGCGAACUCAAGGUCACCAGGAGGACUGUACCAGUUAGGGACCUAUCAUUCCUGAAACACAAGAGUUCUGACAAUCCUGUGGAGGAGAAACCGAGUAGCGACACUAGUUAUGUUGUAGGCGCCUGGCCCGCGAGCACUCCGGGACACACCGGGUACCUAACAGUCGCUACAUUGCCACCAACGUUCGCCAGAAAAAGUCCACAAGCAACGAUUCAAGAUAUCGAUGUAGAGAUGAAGCUGGUCGGAAACGGAAGUGAAACGGUUGUUACCGAAACUGUAUAAUUAUUAUUUAUAUAAUAAAAAUGUACAAAAUAAUAUUUGGUAUUUUUAGUUUAUUAGUAAUAAAUUAAGAUUUAUACCAUUCGAUGAAACAAUAUCAGUUUAGCAGUCGUCAGUCAAGCAGUCGCCUGACAUGAACUGAUAAUCUAAGGUCGCCUAAUAUGGCUGACAAGGGUGGUGAGUCUUUUUUAUAAGUAAAAUAAACAAAAUAACUUACUCACGAAUCUUUUUUAGUAUAUAUAUCUUUUUUACUAUAUUUUAUACAACAUAGAAAAAAAAUGAUACAAAAUAAGAAAAGAACUCUAUAUAAAAUG
Messenger RNA from Achroia grisella, 1410 nucleotides. RefSeq names its product tRNA (adenine(58)-N(1))-methyltransferase catalytic subunit TRMT61A (gene Trmt61). The record is from RefSeq and is a predicted model, not a curated record. Bases 86 to 1099 code for a protein of 337 amino acids. The transcript is spliced from 7 exons. Gene Ontology annotation, biological process: tRNA methylation. Gene Ontology annotation, cellular component: tRNA (m1A) methyltransferase complex; nucleus. NCBI's taxonomy places the organism in Eukaryota, Metazoa, Arthropoda, Insecta, Lepidoptera, Pyralidae.